Medioppia subpectinata is the source of this 904-nucleotide messenger RNA. The record is from the annotation of a GenBank genome assembly. NCBI's taxonomy places the organism in Eukaryota, Metazoa, Arthropoda, Arachnida, Sarcoptiformes, Oppiidae.
CAUAUAGCAAACUAAUCAUGAACGCAAUUCUGACAUUAUUGUGUUUGCUAUCAAUUGUAUUGUCAUUAAAUGCGCUCACUUUUAGUCCCGAUGAGAUAUCUCAGGUCACAAACGGACGCAACUUUAAAGGCCGGGUAGUGUUGGUCACCGGGUCGUCGUCGGGCAUCGGAGAGGCUAUUGUCAAACUGUUCAGUCUAUUGGGCGCUAAAGUGGUGGUCACCGGCAGGAGAGCGGCUGAAGUGAAACGAGUGGCUCAGGAGGCACAGCAAUUAUCGCCAGAAAAACUUAAACCGUUGGAAGUGGUGGCAGAUGUAGCCAAAAGUGAUGAUCUGGAGAGACUGAUGGACGAGACAAUUAAAACCUAUGGUAAAUUAGACGUAUUAGUCAAUAACGCGGGCAUAUACAAGAUAGCUGCUUUUAGUGACACCAAAAAUUACAUGAAAAUAUACGACCAAACAUUUCAAGUAAAUGUCAGACCUGUGCUUGAGUUAAGCCAAUUGGCUGUACCACACUUGGGGAAGACCAACGGUUCUAUAAUUACCACAUCCAGUCGACUGGCAGAGCAUCCGAUGCCCUACGGUUCAGCUUAUUGUAUGUCCAAAGCGGCCUUAGAUAUGAUGACCAAAGCAUUGGCCCUGGAGUUGGGCCCCAAUAUUAGGGUCAAUUCUAUUAAUCCUGGACUCACUGAGACUAAUCUGAAUAGUGAUCCCGAUGUUGAUCCUGCUUUAAUCAAAGCACUUCAGACCACGAUCAGAAACAAAACACCCCUGGGUCGAUUGGGUUCGCCACUAGAUAUGGCUAAAGCGGUAGUAUUUGUUGCCUCAACCGACGGCCAGUUUAUUAACGGCGCUAACAUUAAUAUCGACGGCGGUAUCAAAGACUUUGGUUUCAAUUAAUUAUAAAU